This is a messenger RNA of Dictyostelium discoideum AX4, 1227 nucleotides long. RefSeq lists its product as hypothetical. Bases 1 to 1227 code for a protein of 408 amino acids. NCBI's taxonomy places the organism in Eukaryota, Evosea, Eumycetozoa, Dictyosteliales, Dictyosteliaceae. The transcript has 3 exons. The record is from RefSeq and is a predicted model, not a curated record.
AUGGUUUUCAUUUCAACCAAAGAAUUUAAUAAUAUGGAAUAUGGAACAAUUUUGAUUAAUGCUAUUGAUGCUAUUGAUUCGGAUAAUAACAGCAAGCUUUUAAUCGAUGACCAAGUUGUGGAGAUUUUCAGAAAAGAGAGCUCUUCCUAUGAACAUACUGAUCAUGGAAGACUUAUUAUUGUAGUGGUUGAAAAUUCUCGUAAAAUUGAAAGAAGAAGUCCCACUUUUUCAUAUUCUGAAAAAGGUAAAGGCAUACCUUUCAAAAUUGAUAAAAUCCCAUUUGAAUUUAAAAAAAAGAAGUUCAUCGAUAACCUUUCAUCAAUGAGCUACCAUGAAAUUAGUCUCAAAUACAAUGAUGAUGAUAAACCAAAUCAAGUUGUCUUGAGACAUUUCUAUAAAAAUUCACUUCAAAUGGGAUUCUUUAAUUGUACUUUAUUAUUUAGAUCAUCACCAAAAACCACCUCAAAAACUUUUACAAAAAGACCUGAACUUAUGCUAACUAUUGUUGAUUCAUCAGGUCAAUUAAUUAAAACUAUUUACAUUAAUCGUGAUGAAAAUAAUAAUAAUAGUAAUAAUAAUAAUAAUAACAAUAGUAAUAAUAAUAGCAGUAUCCUUUUUAAUUCAAGUGAUAGCCUUGAAACUACAUUAACAACAUCAUCAUCAUCGUCAACAUCAACCAACCAAAACUCUAAUAGUUUCAACAAUCUCCUUUCAUUACUCCCAUCACUCAAUUUACAAAUUCAAUCACAACUAAUUAAUAAUAAUAAAACUAAUAAUAAUAACAAUUGUGAUGUAAUUAUUAAUAAUGAUAAUGGUAAUAAUAAUAAUAAUAAUAAUAAUAAUAAUAAUAAUAAUAAUAAUAAUAAUAAUAAUAAUAAUAAUAAUAAUAAUAAUAAUAAUAAUAAUAAUAAUAAUAAUAAUAAUAAUAAUAAUAAUAAUAGUAGUGAUUCCAUUAUUGUUAAUGAUAAUUAUUUUAAUAAUGACAAUAGUAAUGAUAUUAUUGUUAAUGUUAAUAAUAAUUUUAAUAAUAACAAUCCAAAUUGUAAUAUUGACAAUGGAAAUUUCAUUUAUUUCAACAAUCAUGAUAAUGAUAAUAAUAAUAAAUUAGAUUAUUAUGAUGAGUUGUAUAGUAUUUAUAAUAUUGGUGGUCAAACUUUUGACUACGAUAUUUGUAACAUAAAUAAUAAUUAUUUCAAUUUCAAUGAAAUUAAUAUGAUUCAAAAUUAA